UUGAGAUUUCAUCGGGAAUUUCAAUAUGGCUGCUAAACAGAGAUGGAAAAUCGAAAAUAACAUAGUUUUGUGUUGUUUAGCUAUGAUAUAAAGAAUCAUGACUUGAAAAAAGAAGGAGAAAUUGAUAUAGAGUUUGUUAGGGUCUUUUUAGGAUGGGAUCCCAUAUUUUUGAUAUUCUCAGGCAGGGAAUAUGGGCGUCUGUCACAGGGGGAUGGUUCUUCGACCCAUAUCAAAAUAUAUUUUCGAAUACGUUUCAUCUGUAUGUGUGGAUGGGACUCUUGGUUUUCCCUUUCAUUCUUUACCUGACAUUGGAAUCGUCUUUAGUUGUUUGGACAAUUUACUGUGCCACGAUCGGAGUGUUUUUUACUUUGAUAAAGCUUGUCAACUUCAAACUUCAUCAUAUAUUUGAUACCAGUGAGUUCAUAGAAGACACACCCAAGGGAGAUAAAUCAGAAGACAAAGACAGUCAUGUCAUCGAACUCUGUAAUAAUGCAAAUGAGCCUGAACAGAUUGAGAUGGUCAAACUUCACCACUCAUCCUCGAGGCAGCUGGACAGUGAUAAUAACAACAGUGACCGCAUCAUCAGCCAUUCCAGUGUCGAGAUCAGAAGUGGGUCUGCCCCUCUAGCAGAGUUGGAGAAUGAUGACAUUGAUCAAAAACCCACAAAACAAAGAGACCCCACCCCACCAAGUAGUGACAGUAUUGUGGAAGGCAAAGUGGACGUGGAGAGAGGAGGGGGUCAUCCACAUCAGGUGACCUUGAAAGCAGAGGUCGAGAUCAACAGAGAAUUAUCAGAUGGAGAGGUAGAAAUUGGAGAGAUCAAACUUCCACCUAAAAAGGAGGACACCGACUCGGAUUUAUCUCCAGAUGGAGGACUCCGAAUCCGGAAACGUCGUAAGGCGGUGAGGCGGAGCAAGAGUGCCCUGGAUUACAGUCCAGAUUCCCCCAUACCCCGUGCGGCUAGAGCUUUUGAGAAAUUAGAUAGAUCUCUUCCUGCCAAUUUAUACACACAGGUAGAAAUGGAAAAAGAGAGUGAAGAGGCAGGGAAUUCAAGGAGUGGACAGGGGGAUGUGGAGUUGGAGGAUUUGGAAGGUCUGGAUGAGGGUAGGGUGUCACCUUACAAACAGAGGGUGCCCAGUAACAAGGCAUCUCAGCGGCUCCAGAAAUAUCGACGGAGUUACUCCGCAGAGGAAGGGGUACCACCAAGACCCACCACCCCACCACUCAGGGAGGUGUUUGACUCGGGAUUGAGAAACAGAUCAAAAACAGAAUCAAAAGAGAAAUCAAACAAUAACAGUUGUGAACCUUUUCCAGAACUUAUCAAAUUCCAUGCACCGGACAUCUUAGCUGACUUACCCGGGGGUAGUGGUGAUAAAAUAUCACGAACUCCCAAGGUCAGCGACAGUGACAGAUCUGAUGUAAGUGUGGGAGAGAUCAAUGUGCAGGUGAAAACAAGGGACAGAACUCCCAGCAAAAAAGACCGCCCAUCUAGUGCUGGGGAUAUCAAUAGAAUUAGUACCAGUGCCACAACAGACCCAAGUCUUACUACAAAGAGUGCUUCCAAGUCCACACGAUCAGGUGGAAUUGGUUCUAAGAUUGUGAAAUUUUUCCAGAAUGGGGGGCACACUAAUUCCCAGGAGAUCGCUUCUGAGCAGAGUAGCACUGUGGGACUGGAAUGUCUGUUCAGUACAGACACUGAUUCUACAGAAGAUGACAGUAGCCACCCAAAAGAUCACUAUCUAAGUGACUCCUCCAGUUCUAUGACCAACGAAGGGGAGAGCACUUUUGAUACCAGCCCCGAACACCCACCAAUGAAGUCCCGACUUCCUACCCAGAAGAAAUCAAUUCCAAACGAGGGGUCAGAUAUACCCCCGGAUCAUCCCAGUGAAACAGGCCAGGCUUCCUCAGGAUUAAAUGUGCUGAUGGUAGCUGAGCAUCAAGACAUUCCACCACCCAUAGAUCCACCGAUGGAAGAUAAGGAACUACAAAUACUGAAACAGCAAGGGGCCAUUCCAAAGAACUACCGCCGGUCACAGGCUGGUCAGUCUACAGAAGUUGUUCCCUCCCUAUUGUCUAAUCAGGCUGGAUUCCUUAGUCCUUUAAUGAUUGCAUCUGGGGAGCUGUCGGGGGAGCUGUCAGACACAGAAGAUUUCCGUCGUAAGAUUUUGGAGAUUCUUAGUGACUCCACAGACAACCCAGACAGGAUGAAGAAGUUAUUUAAAGCUGUGACAGAGGCCAAAGAUCGUAGAGGGAGCAAUGACUCACCUGGACAAGGAACGUCUCAGAGAAACAAGGAAGAGAAGACAGAAGAAGGGGAGAUAACCCGGCCCACCCCUGGUGAUGACCAGGAGGCUCAGUCCUCUAAAUCUACCACCCCCACAGAGUGCUGCGCCCUCCUCCCCGUGUCUAAAGAGAUUGAGUCCGCUCAAACUCAAUCCACCAAACUCAAUAGAAAAAGGGGGCGGAGAAGAAGAGGAAACAGAAGUCUAGCUAGGAGGGACACGCCCACAAUAAAAACGCCCGCGGGAAGCUCUGUCCACUCAGCAAAGGAUCACAACGAUAUACAGCGUCAGUGGUUUGGUUACACAUUUGAGGAGAAUAGUGCUGGGGUGGCCUUUGUGGCUGAGGACCUACCAGCUCACAUGGAUAAUAUGUUAGACAAGAGCUGGAGCAGCAGUGAUGGAUCUGGUAAUGAUGAUUCCGGCUCUACGGUUAUCUUAGACUCGCCAUCUGGAGCCAAGAAAGAAGACGCGUCUCUAGAUCCACUGAAUCCUAACAUGGCGGCAUUUGACAUUCCAAAUCUGAUCCGUAAUCGUGAUAUACAGCUCCUUCAGCAAAUGCAGCCAAACCUAAUGCUGCCAUUUCCCUGUGAUAGCUCGGACGAAUCUGACUCUCCAACCUUCCCAAAGACCAAAGAGAAAAAACCCAAACAUUUCUACAAAUUUCAGAUAUUUAAAAAGACAUUUUUGAAGAUUAGAUUUGAUAGAUUAGCCUUACUGGCUCUUUUAGAUAGAAACCUGUCAGUAAUAGAGAACCUUGUAACUGUGUUGAUUGCCAUCAUGGUGGGGGCCCUGGGGGCCUUAGUGCUCACCCGUAACUUCUACCACGACAUCUGGGUGUUUGUCUUCUGUUUUAUCAUUGCUGGCUGUCAGUAUUCUCUUCUAAAGAGUGUGCAGCCAGAUGCAGCUUCACCCAUGCAUGGAUAUAAUCGUUUAGUGGUGUUCAGCCGUCCCUUUUAUUUUUCCGUGUGCUGCGGCCUUAUGUUGCUGUUAGAUUACACCAUUCCCUAUGCCCCCACAAAACCCACCAUGGUGUAUGGUCUGCCAUUUGGCUCGGAAGAUUCACUGAUGUUUGCCAAGGAUCUCUUAAAAAUUCUAGUCCUGUGUCUGCCCAUUAUCUUUACCAUCGGUCUCCUUCCACAAGUCAACACGUUUAUCAUGUACCUGAUGGAACAGAUCGAGAUGCAUAUAUUUGGUGGAAAUGGAUCUAUCAGCCUGACUUCCUCUGUGUACUCAGUCAUCAGGAGUAUUAUCGGGGUUGCCUUUGUCUACGGAUUCUGCUUCGUAGCUAUAGAGGCUGGUGGCCCAGUUGUAUGUGAUAACAGAGAUCUCUCUCAGAAUGCAGUAUUUUCUGUGUUCUCUGCCAUAUUGGUAGCUGUCUCCUAUCACCUCAGUCGCUCAGCCAGUGAUCCCAGCGUUCUGUGGAUGCUGAUUAGAGAUUCAAUCUGGGACAAGGAGGCCCCAGAGUCUGCUGAGGAAGAACUUAUAGAUCCACUCCCAGAGAAACUCAAACAGUGUGUGAGUGAGCGUCUACAGUCAGAUCUACUGGUCAGUGUUUUUAUCCUGAUCAUCGUGUUUGCUGUCCACGUCAGUACGGUCUUCAGUAGCCCCGUGUUACAACCAGUACUGAGUGAUAUCCUGUACUACAUCGCCGCAGGCUUUGGGUUCCUAGUCCACUAUCUGAUCCCGAUGUUAAGGAAAGAAAUGCCCUGGCUCUGCUGCUCUCAUCCCAUGCUUUCUAAUCGGGAAAGGAACAUGUUUGAAGUCACAGUGGCCCCGGAGAUCAUGUGGUUUGAGAAGAUGUACGUCUGGCUACGUUUCUUUGAGCGGAACUGCUUGUAUCCAGUAGUCAUUCUUUGUGCCUUGACACAAUCUACUGCUAACAUCAUCUGUAAAUUCGGGAUCUAUGUGGGUCCAGUAAUCCUUGUCGUAUGUGCCAUGAAACUGCUGCGAUUCGCGUUUUGUAACACAUCAAAACAAUACCUCAUCAUCACAUUCACCGUUCUCUUCUUUAAAUAUGACUACCGCAACGCAUCCGAAACAUUCCUCGUAGAUUACUUCAUUGUCUCCAUUCUCCUCUCAAAGUUCUGUGAUUUAAUGCUGAAGAUGAAGUUUAUCAUCACGUAUAUUGCUCCCUGGCAGAUCACAUGGGGCUCUGCCUUCCAUGCUUUUGCUCAGCCAUUCAGUGUUCCACAUUCUGCAAUGUUAUUUGUACAAGCAGCAGUCUCGUCGUUUUUCUCUACGCCACUCAAUCCAUUCCUGGGUAGUGCCAUCUUUAUUACAUCCUAUGUUCGUCCAAUCAAAUUCUGGGAGAAAGACUAUAAUACAAAGAGAGUGGAUCAUUCCAAUACCAGAUUAUCAUCUCAACUAGACUGUAACCCAGGUGCUGAUGAUAACAACCUGAACUCUAUAUUCUAUGAGCACCUGACACGGUCCCUCCAGCACAGCCUGUGUGGGGACCUGAUGUUGGGGCGGUGGGGGAACGUAGAACAGGGGGACUGCUUCAUCAUGGCCUCGGACUACCUCAACGCUCUGGUCCACAUCACAGAAAUGGGGAACGGCCUCGUCACAUUCCAGCUCAGGGGGUUAGAGUUCAGAGGAACGUACUGUCAACAACGAGAAGUAGAGGCCAUCACAGAGGGAGUUAAAGAUAAUGAAGGUUUUUGCUGCUGUGAGCCGGGUCACCUCCCUCACUUCCUCUCGCUGAAUGCGGCGUUCAAUCAGCGGUGGCUGGCGUGGGAGGUGGUGGUGACUAAGUACAUACUGGAGGGCUACAGUAUAUCAGACAACAGCGCUGCCACCAUGGUCCAGGGAUUCGACGCUCGCAGAAUUCUACUCAAUUAUUACAUCAUGAGUAUUAUAUACUACACUGUGAGAUCCCCCCGCCUGGACACCUGGCUGACUAACGAGGCGAUACUGGAGACCCUGCAGGCCACAGAGGGGGAGGACUUUGUGGAUGUGGAUCCUAUCUUUACCCAGCCCACAGACGAUGACUACGACCCCAAACUGAAGGGCGUGUCACGUAACAAGUUCUGUAGUGUUUUCCUGGACUGGAUUCAGUACUGUGCCUCAAGGAGAGACAAGUCGAUUGACAGCGGUAAGAACUCCCCCCUGGUCUCCCUGUCCCUGUGUCUGGGACUCCUGGGGCGCAGAGCUUUAGGGACGGCGGCCCACAACAACACAACGGCAGCAGGAGCGGAGUUUUUCCUGUAUGGGUUACAUGCCUUGUUUAAGGGAGAUUUCAGGAUUACCUCCCCUCAUGAUGAGUGGGUGUUUGCAGAUAUGGAACUUCUCAGGAGAGUUGUUGCCCCAGCCAUCAGAAUGGCACUCAAACUUCAUCAGGACUACUACUUGUUUACUGAUGAGUAUGAGGACCAUGAGACUCUGUAUAACGCCAUCAGUAAUUACGAACAAACUCUAGUCAUCUCCCACGAGGCCGAUCCACAGUGGAGGAACGCCGUGCUUUCCAACACGCCCUCCCUACUGGCACUCAGGCAUGUGUUUGCUGACACUGAGAUCUCAGACAAAUACAAAAUCAUCAUGCUCAACAAAAAAUUCCUCUCCUUCCGAGUUGUCAAGGUAAAUCGUGAAUGUGUAAGAGGAUUAUGGGCCGGGCAGCAGCAAGAACUUAUUUAUCUACGCAAUCGUAACCCAGAAAGAGGCAGCAUCCAAAAUGCCAAGCAGGCUCUUCGUAACAUGAUCAACUCGUCGUGCGAUCAGCCGAUUGGUUACCCUAUCUAUGUGUCGCCCCUGACGACGUCCUACUCCUCCACACACAAUCAGCUCUCCUCAAUCAUCGGCGGGGAAUUCAUUCUAGCCAACGUCAAAAAAUUCUUCAAAAACACCUGGGUCAGGAUGCGUCGUCGGUGUGGGGCCACAUGUACUGGUGGCAGUGCCAGUUGUCCUGAUGAUCUACCCUACACAGUGGCCUGUUCACACACAGGGGCAGCUAUGACACUAGGAACCAGGUCUGUUUUGUCCACCCCUACCAAUCAACAGGAGAUUGGACUCCAGACUCUGGGUAACCGAGGAAGCUUGGUAUCUACAGCCAGCUCUGCCAGCAAACCAAACGCUCUGGUGACCCUGGCAGGGUUCAUCACCGAGACGACCACAAACAAGGAAACCCUCACACACAAAGUCAGAAUAAUGGACACAAAUUACGUGUUUGAGAACAUUAACCUUGGGAGGAGGAUCGACGUUCAGUGGCCGAACGAGGAGUGGAAACAAAACGGGGGUAAAAACGGCUGGAACGGGUGGGUGCCAACCAAAGGUAUGGAGGGGACGGUGGUGCACAAGUGGGUCCCCUGCCACCGUGAGACGCUCAAACGGUCCCACAUAGACAAAGUCAUAUAUCUUGUACAGAUCUCGGAUAAAUAUGUGCCAAUCUCAGAACAGGGGGUACUAGAUUUGGGGGCGGAGGUUUGACGCACGAUUAAUUACGUGAGAUUAUAUUUCUUGUGGGAGCUAACCAAAUCUUGGAUUUGUACUGCACUGACCAAUUUUUUUCGUCAACAUUCACAACGCAUCAUUCCAUGGUAAUAUAUUAUAUAUUUACACCAACACUGUUAACCACAUCUUCUCAGAUUUUUUUUUAAUCCGUGCAUAUCAUUUGACGGUGUUUCACUAUAUCUCAAUCAAAUGUAGACACUUUAACCCAAUUCAUGUUCUGAAAGAGAAAAAAAUGAAUGUUGUGUAAGUAUCAAAAAGAGCUGUGGCCCUUUUCAUUAAAAAUCAUAUAACUAAGACAAAAAAAAUUUACCAUUUUCCAAGAGCAUCUACAUUGUAGUAGAUCACAAAAACUCUUACUUUUCCAUUAUUUAGACAACAUUGUAAAUUACAUCUUACAAAAAAAAAAAUAUCUCUAUUAAACAAAAUCUUGCCAUUGUCGCAAACCAUGGGUUUUGAGUCCACAAGAGAGAAUCAAUGUUAAUCACCCCUGGGUGACUGAUGAUGAAUUUUCCAGAAUUGUGAAAUUUCAUCUUAGUCGUAAGAGUUCUUGUGAAAAGGGCCACUGUUUUAUAAUUAUGUGUUUCUGUUGGUCUUUUGUGUUGUAUAGAGAGCUGCCACUCAGACAGGUGUUGGCAGACUCUAGUAAUGUAAAUACCAAAGUUUUCUCAGUUGUAUAUCAAGUCAGGUGCUAUAUACAUUUGUAUAUAUAUAUAUAUUUGUGUAUUUUAUGUUGAACUCAAGACUGUGAUAAAAUAAACACAAAGCAUUUAGAAUGUAGACAUUAUGGUAGUUAAGUAUCUUUAAUUAUCUGCUCAGUAGUAAAUGAGUAACCAAGUUUUUAUGUGUGUGAAUAUCUUAUGGAACUUUAAAUUGGCCACCAUGUUUAUUAUAUGAUUAAAUCUAAAUGUUGUACAUUUAGUCAUUAUUUUUAGCUCUUCAGUGUUUCAUAAACAAAAAAAUUAUAUCAAUACCAUAUGCUUAACCAUGGUCAUGCAUUAGGGUAAUUUUGAUCGAUAUAAUUUUCAUUUCUUUGGUAUUUUAGCUGUGCAAGUUCUCUCUACAUUUGACUAACUUUGAAAUGUACCGAUUUCCAUACGCUGCCAUUUUUAUACCCCUGCUCCAAAGGAGAGGGGGGUAUACUGUUUACCCUUGUGUGUCUGUCUAGCUGUUCGUCCGUGUGUCCGACCGUAACUCGUCGCAGUUUUCUCAGCAACUACUCAUCGUAGAUGCUUGAAAUUUUAACACAAUCUUCUCUGCAGCAUGCCAUAUGGUGGGAUACAUUUUUGCUCAAAUCUGAUAUCAACUUCCUGUUUGUCUGUGCGUCUGUCCAUUUUAUACAUAACAAAUUUUCGUCACAGUUUUCUCAGCAACUGCUCAUUGCAGAUGCUUGAAAUUUUUACACAAUCUUCUCUGAGGCAUUUGAUACAUUGGGAUACAUUUUUGUUUAAAUCCAAUGUCAACUUCCUGUUUUUUUGUGCUCUGUCCUUUUCAUGCAUAAAAAUUUCGUCGCAGUUUUCUCAGCAACUACUCAUCACAGAUGCUUGAAAUUUUAACACAAUCUUCUCUGAGGCAUGCCAUAUGAUGGGAUACAUUUUUGUUAAAAUCUUAUGUCAACUUUCUGUUUGUCUGUGCGUCUGUCCGUUUCAUAUAUAACAAAUCUUCGUCGCAGUUUUCUCAUUAGCCAUUCAUAGCAGAUGCUUGAAAUUUUUAUUACACUCUUUUUUGAGGCAUGCCAUAUGGUGGGAUUAAUUUUGAUAUGAAUCUGAUGUCAACUUCAUAUUUUUCUGUGCAUCUGCCUGUAAUUGAACUUAUGUAUAUUAACAUAAUAGUGCUUAUUUACAUCAGAGCGGGGGUAUUACUAGUGAGCAUUGGCUCACAGAUUUCUUGUUUCGCUCAUUUCUCAAUGUCGAAUAUUUUUAUAGACCAGUCUGAUAUCAGAGGCGUUUUAGAAAAUUUUAGUAAAUCGGACAUAAUUUCCUUUUUUUGACAUUUUAAUUCUGUGUUCACCGAAUGCCAUUUUCAGGCAACGCUCAGUUUUAAUGAAAUCCAGUCACUCUGUGUUCCUUAGUUUUUGUUCACACGGAGUUAAAAUUUGCUGUAUUUUCUAAUUUACUGUUGCUUCAAGGCAGAUUUUUUGUUAUUUUUUUUUUGUCACGUCAAACCAUGUCAGAGAAUCACAUUUUCAAAAUGUCCGUCCACCUGUCUCCAUUCCUGCGGUUACAAGUAUUGGGUAUCAACUUUGUAGUACGUAGCAUAUAGGAUUAUCAAAACGUGUAAUUUUACUUUUAAUAAGGUAAGACUUUUAUGUCGCAGUAAAGGUACAAAUUGGUGUCUGAUUUUUUAUUUUGGAAAAAAUGCAUUUGAUGGUAUAUUGGGUUUUCAUUGCUUUCCUUUUCAUUAGAGCUGCUUUUAUUUAUCUAUUCUUCAUGUUUAAACAAUUUGUAUGUAUCAAACCAUACUGUAAAAUUGCUUUAUUUGAAAAGACUUCGUUUUUAUGUAAUAACUUGAGAUUGUGUGUUUGCGAAAAUUUCAUUCUCUAAUGUACAUGUAUUAGUAUUUUUAAAGAACAUAAAAAAAAUGACCAAUAUUCAGAAAAAUUUAAUAUUGCAAAAAUAACAAUCUUGCAAAAAAAGAUGUCACAAAAAAGUGAUCAUGACAUUGUGAAAUAAUCAAAACAUGUUUAAUUUUUAAUGAUUAAAUGCAGAGUGAUUAUAGAAUGUAUAAAGGUACAUUCAUAUGAUAAAUACAUUUUUUAUACCUGUAUGCAUGUAAAGAAAAGUCUGUCUGAUAUAUUUGAACAUAAUUUUAUUUCAUCACUGAUAUUCUGCUUUAAAGAAUACUAGUACCCUUCAAUCAAACUUUUGUAUAUUUUCUGUUGUACAACAAUUGAAUGGAAAGUUAGACUCCAUGGUACUUGGUGUAUGUGUGGUUACAUGAAUUUAAUAAUUAAUAUCAAAUCUUGUUAUUGUUAAACAAGUUAUAUGUAUUACAUCUAAUGUUUUGUAAUUUAUUGUCAUAUUAUGUUAACAAAAUUAAUGGAUGUGAAACAUCUAAAUAAAAACACCAAAUCAA
Saccostrea cuccullata (small rock oyster) is the source of this 9800-nucleotide messenger RNA. Its product is annotated as pecanex-like protein 1. Gene Ontology annotation, biological process: endoplasmic reticulum organization. The coding region runs from base 153 to 6704 and encodes 2183 amino acids. Gene Ontology annotation, cellular component: membrane; endoplasmic reticulum. The transcript is spliced from 37 exons. NCBI's taxonomy places the organism in Eukaryota, Metazoa, Mollusca, Bivalvia, Ostreida, Ostreidae. The record is from RefSeq and is a predicted model, not a curated record.